CCCCCAGAGCCUCCGCACCAGUCGCAUUUCGACGACGAUGCCGCGCGCGCACCUCUAACCACCGAAAAACGCGCGCCCAAAAAAACUUAAUUUGAAUUUCGAAUCCGAAAUAAAACAAACGAAAACUUUAGUGAAAAAUGACUGUGCAACAUUGAAUUUUAAGUUUUUUUUUACCAAAAAUAUACUAUUACCAAAAUGGGUCCCCUAUUAGUGUUAUGUUUGUGUCUAAGUGCAUCAGUGGUGUACGGUGAGGAGGUCCCGGGCGCGGGGGGCAGCGCGCGGGAGGAGAAACUGCGGAGCGCGCUCAUUGACGCCUUCCAGAACAUCAAGAAGACAUCCGCGCGCGGGCUGGACGACGAGGGGCUCGGCAACUCCGACCUCAUCGGCUCGCAGCCGGCCCCCAGCGCCGCGCCCGAGCCGCACGAGUCCUUCGACCUCUUCGCCGACGACGACGGCCUCUCCUUCGCCGAAGCCUUCAGCGAAACCGCCGACGACGCUCACGACCACAGCACUGAGAAGUCGCACAACGUGCAGCACAUCGUGAAGGCGCCGGCCAAGAACAAGACGACGAGCAAGCCGGGCCGCGACUCCAUCAUCCAGCGGUUCAGCAACUCGAUACGAACAACGAUUAACGAGACGAGGAACAUAAGCGCUAAAAGGGAAAGCGCUUCCUACAACGAGUCGGCUUUCCUGGGCAUAGACAACACUCUGCGGGUGUUCGACUCGGAGAUCCUGGUGCGGCAGUGGCGGCAGCUGCGGCGCGAGGUGGCGGGCCGCUGCCUGGAACACCUGCAGCUUUACGUCGACGGGCUGGUGGAAAAACGACUCUGGGCUAUGAAGAUGGACGACGCGAGCGGGCGCUACUCCAGCAUGUUCUACUGGGGCAACAACUACUGGACCGGUUCCUCCGAGCUGUGCCUCGCCAUCAACGACGCGCACGAGCCCGACAUGCAGCAGGCUAACAAGAGCAGCGGGUCGCAGAUCUUCGCGGCGUGGCGCGACGACGUGUCCCUCUCCGGCGCGCGGGCCCCCUUCGAGGCCGCCUUCUACAGCGCGCGCCUCGCCCUCACGCUGGCUCCCAAGGCGCAGAUCACCAACUUCCGGCGCACAGUUCACGUGGGCCUCUGCCUGCCUCGCUCGUGCACGCCGGCGGACGUGGGCCGCGUGCUGGCCGCCGCGCGCGCGCCGCUGCUGCGCCACGCCGUGCUGGCCGUGCGGGCGCCUGCGCAGGGCACGUACCAGUACCUCGAGGAUCCGACGUUCCGGGUGUUGUUGAGCAUAUGCUGCAUCGUGGGCACGCUGCUGGUCGCCGCCACGGCGUACGACAUGAAGCUGGCGCGCGACGUGCGCCGGCGCCGCCGCCGCGUGGAGAACAUGGCCGCCGUCGAGAGCGGACGCAGCCUCGUCGCCGCCACCGACGCUAAGGCAAUUGUUUCAGGCAAGUCCCUGUACAACGAGAACAACAACAUCGCGCUGAACAGCAACCACUCGGAGGAGCGCCUCACCGCGGAGACCGUGUCCAACGAUGGGGAGCUCAAGCUGAGUGUGUGGUCGGAGUUGCUGCUGUCGUUCUCGAUGAAGGCGAACAUCCUGCAGAUCUUCGACCAGUCGGUGGGCGCUGACACCAUCCCCGUGGUGCACGGCCUGCGCUGCAUGUCUAUGGUGUGGGUGAUCUUCGGUCACACGUGCAUCGUGGUGUUCAAGUACGCGGACAACACGGCGCUGCGGGCCAUGCUGGAGCAGAGCUUCUGGUUCCAGCUCAUCAUCAGCGCCGUGUACAGCGUCGACACCUUCUUCUGUCUCGGAGGCAUGUUGGUGACGUUCCUGUACUUCCGUACGAACGCGAAGGGCAAACUGGACCUGCUGACGAAGGGCAGGAGGAAGUUCACCGCCGGACUGCUGCAGUUCCUCGGACUCAUCGCCUAUAGAUUUGCGAGACUGACAGCGCCGUACCUCUUCAUGCUUGGAGUCGUCGAGGUGACGAUGAAGUGGUUCCAGCACAACGCGGUGUUCGAGCCGCCCGCGCUGGACCACGAGACCUGCCCGCAGUACUGGUGGAGGAACCUGCUGUAUAUUAACACUCUGUUCCCGGUCGAGCAGAUGUGCAUGUUAUGGAGUUGGUACCUGUCAGACGACACUCAGUUUUACGCAGUCAGCGCUGUCCUCCUCAUUCUGGCUACCAGCAACUUCAACCUCUCAGCAGCUCUAACCGGCGUCUUCUUCAUCUCCUCGCUCCUGACCACGGGCUACGUGUCGUGGUCCAACGAGCACGUGCCCAACGGCGACGACCCGUUCACGUCCUUCGACAAGAUCUACGACAAGCCGUGGACGCGGCUCGGCCCGUACCUGGUGGGCAUGGCGACCGGCUGGAUACUGUUCAAGACCAACUUGAGGAUACGGAUGAAUAAGCUAUGGGUAACCGUGGGCUGGCUGUGCUGCACGGGCACACUUCUCUUCCUGAUCUUCGGGCUCUACAACACGCGGCUGAGCGUGGCGGCGGCGGCGGCGUACAGCGCGCUGUCGCACUCGCUGUGGGCCGCUGCUAUCGGCUGGAUCAUCGUGGCUUGUUCUACGGGAUAUGGAGGCUGGGUGCGCUCUCUCCUGGCCGCGCCCGUGCUGUACCCGUUCUCGCGGGUCACCUACUGCGCGUACCUCGUGCACCCCGUCGUGCUGCGCUACGUCGCCAUGCACCUCACGCAUCCGAUACAUCUGGGGGAGCUGCUCGUUUUCGUGUUGUUCCUGGGCCUCACAGUAAUCUCCUACGUACUGGCCUUCAUCAUUUCCGUGGCUUUCGAGGCUCCCAUGGUCACCAUGCUCAAGAUACUGUCGCCGCAGCGGAAACCGCACAGAGUAUGAAACUUAUAAUGGCAUAAGUUUUAUACUCUGUGGCCCAGUUUUAUACCCUAGGCUGUUAUGUUACAAGUUUCGCUGCGUCUUUAGUAGUUUGUCUACUGGGAACGUAGCUUUAGUGCAAAGGAUUUUUGCAAUUUUGUGCAAAGUUUAUUGAACUUUGCGUCGUUAAAUUGCAUUUUGACUGAUGUCAAAUUAUUGUAUGUAGUAUUGUGUAGUUGUAAAAUGCAUUUGAACGUGUGUGAAACUGUUAAAUAUUGAAGAUGAAUGGUACAAAUAUGUGUAUGUGUAGUUAUUGUUGAAUAAUUGGCGCUUCAGUUUAAUUGUAAGUACCAGUGACUUAAGAUUUGUAUACCUAUUUUUAAAAGUUGAGUAUAAGAAGUAAGAAGGUAUGAUAAUAAAAUUAUAAUGUUUGCUCAAGUAUAGAGUUACCUGCGAAAUGUCAGACAGAUAUAGGUAGUAUGAUAUUGUUUGAUGUGUAAUUAAAUUCAAGGAAAAUAUCGCUAUGAUUAGUUACCUACGUGAUGUGUUAACCAAUUUACAAAUGUAGGGAAAUAUAUUAUUUAUCUUUAAAAUAUGUAGGUACCUACACCACAAUACAACGCAUUAGACGUUGGGUACUUAACCUACUCAAGUCUUUAAUUAAUACAAGAACUAUAAAUAAUUAAAUACGUUUGUUUUACACUACGGAUAUGUAACCAGAACCACGUUUCAAAAGAUACAUUUUUGUCUUUCGAUUAGUAAAUUUGUAAACGAUCUCGUAAAACUAAAACAUGUUCAUUGAUCAAAAUGCUGAAACAUUUUACUUGUGUAUUAUUGUACAUAUCGAUACAAUAUGUUUAUUCGUAAUUAAUCUUAUGUAAAUAAGUUGUAAAUAUUAUUAUAGUUAUUGAAUAUUUUAAAUUUUAAUAAAAAAAAGUUUUAUAGUGAUAAGUGUAUUUCUGUAAAUUCUACUUUCCGUCUGUUAUAAGUACACACAAAUAAAAGAGAAUGUUUAGUUAGUGAUCACGUUUAUUACCCGUCAAAAGAUAAUAACUUACAAUUCAUUUAAUUAAUUAUGUACUUAGUAAAUACAAAUAACUAUAUUUAGGGUUGAACGCCACCGUCUCCGAGAGAGUUCUAGUUAAUUGCACAAGACGCGUCAAAAAUGACUGGAAAAUUCAUUAGGAUCGCGCCCGCCAACGACACACUAGGCCUUAUAAUAAUUUUUAACUCUCCUUUAGUCACUAGGAUAUCGUUGGCUCGACGCCAUCGCACGCUUCCAGUGUCUAUACU
Molecule: messenger RNA, 4125 nt
Organism: Plutella xylostella (diamondback moth)
Lineage: Eukaryota; Metazoa; Arthropoda; Insecta; Lepidoptera; Plutellidae
Molecular function (GO): acyltransferase activity, transferring groups other than amino-acyl groups
Source: RefSeq, a predicted model, not a curated record